This is a messenger RNA of Funneliformis geosporum, 828 nucleotides long. NCBI's taxonomy places the organism in Eukaryota, Fungi, Glomeromycota, Glomeromycetes, Glomerales, Glomeraceae. The record is from the annotation of a GenBank genome assembly.
AUGUACCAUAAAUAUCAUGACAACGAUAAAUGGUUAAAUGCCGAAUUAGAAAGGAUCAUCUGUACCAGAAAACGAAAAAUUGAGAGUGCUUCUCUUGAUCAACCUAUAGAGAGCAACGCGUUAAAUUUAUUAAUCGUUUUAAAUACUGAAUGGGAUAUCAAUGAGAUCACUAGUAUCGAUUUUACAGAACCGUUGACUAACAUAGAAAUUUCCGGCAUAAUAAAGGAAAUCUUUGCCGCCGGGAUGGAUACGACCCGAAACGUAAUGUGCUUUAUCAUGUAUUAUAUUAAUAAAUAUCCUCAAGUUAAAGAUAAAUUGAUUCAAGAAUAUGAGUUGGUCUAUGGGGAUCUAAGAAAGAAAUUAGAUGUAACUUACGAAUCACUUGAUAAAUUAGUUUAUACCGAGGCCGUGAUCAAUGAAUCCACACGUCUUACACCGGCAUUACCAGUUUUGUUUCGUGCCGCCACUUUUGAUACCGAAAUUGGUGGUUACAAGAUCAAGAAAGAAACGACCGUAUUUACGAAUUAUAUCGGUAUUCAUUAUCAUAAAGAUCAUUGGAUUGAACCCGAAAAGUUCAAUCCUGAUAGAUUUUUAAAGGAUGGCCGUCAUACGAUCGUUAAAAAUUCUCAUUUGCCUUUCGGAGGGGGUAUUCGAAUUUGUCCGGGUAGGCAUUGGGCCAUGGAAAAUAUGAAAAUUUUAUUGGUCAGAAUUUUGACCAAAUUCGAAAUUAACCUCGCGGAUCCUGAAGCUCCGUUAAAAUCAUCAUAUCAUGGAACGCAGCAUUGUGAUGAAUUAGAUAUUUAUUUUAAACAAAAAGCGAAUGCUUAA